CAACACCAAUAACCACAACAACAAUGAAAACAACAACAACUACAACAACAACUACUACAACAUCAAAUACAACACCAGCCAUGGAUACUUCAAGGGUUAAAAAAUUUCUUAAAGAUAUGGAAGAUGAUCGAAUACGAAAUGAUUAUAUUGCUGUUGUUGAUGCUCAUGUUACUGGUUUACUCGAUUCUGUCCGUGGCGGUCGAGAAAAAAAGAGAAAAGGAAAAUGCUCAGCUUCAUCUCAAAUUGCUGAGACUAGAGAGAAGAUUGAUAUAACCACCCCUGAUUCCAUUUUUGUUAAUACAAAUCUUAAAGAUAUUAUAAACAAAGCUACCUUCAAUUCUUUACCUCUAUUUUACCAGUAUAAAUUGGUUCAGAUGCUACCUAAAUGCGACCAAAUUACCACCUCUGAAGGAUGGACAAAAAUGAGCUCAACAGCUUUGAGAAAUGAAUUUUUUAACCGAGCUGUGAAAUCUUGGAGUGAUAGAUUAAAAGAUGGGAAAUUGACUCCAGAAUUUUUAGUGAGAUGGAGAAAUGAGAUCCUCAAGGAAUCUUCUAAGCUUGAUCCUUGGAAAGCUAAACACUUUGAAAGAGUUUGGGGGGAAGCUCUCGAAUCCCAAAAAGAAAUUGAUAACGAGCUUGACCGAAUACCAAAGUCAUCUGUAUAUGGUAACAAUGGACAACAAAGUGAAUUUAGUCGAAGCAGUAGUAGUUGUUCUUCUAAUAUUGAUGACGAGCCUUCAUCAUUUUCCGUCCAUGCAAAUAGGACAAAGCUGAGCUCUACAGAUAUCAGCCUUAACAAUCAAAUCAACUGUAGCCUCUCUAGUAAUAAUUCAGCCACUUCUAAUCAAGAGGAAUCUAGAAUUGAAGUCAAUGAUGAUUCUAAGCAACAACCGGUGUUAAAGUCUAUUUUAAAGAAACCCAAGUCUAGUAAUAAAAACUAUUAUGAUAAAAAUCUUUAUGGUAUCAACGACUCCUUAGAGGAGGAGAAUAAUGUGAUAACAGAGGAAGCUACUGUACCAUCGAUUUCUGAAACUAGUGAUAUUUCUAUCGAAGGAGUUCCAGCUCCAGCUCCAGCUCCAGAUAAACGGGUUGAAAUGGUUAAUUCGAUCAGUGAACCAAUAACAGCUCUCAAUAACUCUGGUUUGGUCACUAUUACACCUAUAGACGCAAGCUCAAUGGUUAAAAAUAAACCUCAAUCGCCUAAAGAAAGCAAUAUCGACCUCUCAAAUUCAUUAGACGUUCCUGUUAAGAAAGUGAGAAUUAUGGAAGAGAAGGAGGAAUCAAAUGAAAUAUCUUCUAAAAUACCCAAAGUUCAAAGUGUUGUUGUACCAUCUGUUAAGGGCAAAUCAGCAAAUAAUCCUUCUGAGUGUUCGACAAAACCAUCAUCUUCUAAUCACACCAAUAAUAGUAAAAAGAAGCCUUUAAAAAAGCGAUCAACUUUACUAGACAGCAGUUUAGACGCCGCCAUGGAAGAGGAAUUACCUUUCCCUCCUUAUCCAAUGACUCAAUCAGCUGCUGGAAGAUUAUUUUUACUUGCUAAUCAUAGUAGAUUACAAAAUAUUCCACCAGAUCAUACGAUUUCUGAAGACGAUAAAAGGCAAGAUCUCAGCAGAUUUUAUCUUCAUGAUGCAUCGGUCCCUUCUGGUCUUUCAAUAACUAUUCAGCCAAACAAAACUCAAUUACCAAUUGAAACUCCACCAGGAUUGACAAUAACUUCAGUUUCUAUUAACUGUGAUGUGUCAACUCCAUCAACACCCUCACCUAAAUCAUCUUCAACUAUGAGUCCAAAAGAGCCGAUUAAUAACAAUACUAAAAACAAUAGCAAAGCUAACCAAAUGACAAAGGAAGAUAACAGUGGAAGUCUACAAUCCCUUGUACAGAACGAUAAUACUUUAAGUUUAACCACAAGAAGAAAACUUGAAAAAUUAAGUUCAAGUAUAACUCUCGAACCAAUAUCCGGUGACGAUAAAAAAUCUUCAUCUGUAGUUAUUCCUUCGAAUAUUGAACCCACCAGCCACAAAGGAGUUACUAUUGAAAAUAUUGACUCUAAUGCAACAUCAACAUCACCUUCCACCACCAACAAUGUAUAUAUAGAUUCAAACGGAUUGAAAUUACCAUUCAAAAUACCAGAUAGUAUAACAAUUAUACCAUGCACUGAUAAUUCGAACAAUAUGAGUAACAAUAGCAAUGAAGCCUCGGUUGUAACACCAUCUCAUCAAACAGUUAAUCCCGGUAGCAGCUCUCAACGACAAAUUUUGUUUUUAUCUAAUUGCUUAAACACUAAUCGCAGAAUCUCUGAUGAAAUAAGCAAUAAAAAGGAUUAUUCGGUAGACUUCAACAAUCAAAUACCAGGUUAUUGUAGUGAUUUACCCAAACUGCCACCUCAUAUUACGGUGAUACCUUUAGGACCGGGACCGGUCAAUUCGUCCAAUGUCUUUACAAAUUCAGUUCCAACCAGUAAUUCAACCGUCAAAGUCAAUAAUUUCACAAAUAACAAUUCCAACAAUAACAACCACAUAAUUGUAAACUCUUCCAACAGCUACACGAUAACUACAAAUGCUGUAAAUACCGCCGUCAACUCAGUCAAUCAAACUUAUGGGAUUCAAUCUAAUUUUACCCCGUCAUUAACACAAGGAGUCACAACAAUUAACCUAGCUUCCAUAGCAGCAAAUCAAGGCUCUGCAAAUCGGAAUAAUUGUGACUGUAACCUAAAAGCGUUAGUUAUCUGUUCAAAAUGUGGUGCAUUUUGUCAUAACGACUGUAUUGGUCCCAUUCAACUUUGUAUUACUUGCCUUGUCCGUUAAUUUAUUAUAUCUGAUACUAAAAAAAGAAAAAUUAACAUUGUAUAUGGAAAAUUAUAGGCAUAAAGAUUUCAUAUUGUACACUUAAAGAAAACCAUCACUGUCAUAAAAACCCAACACCAAAUGAAAUAUUUUUUAACCCAAAACAAAGAGAUUUGUGAAAAUUUUUGUGAAAAUUCUACCUUAAAGGUACACUUGACUGAAUGACAUAAUUAGAAGAUUGAUGUGCUGCAAUAAAGUUGAGGGAAUGAAAA
This is a messenger RNA of Tetranychus urticae (two-spotted spider mite), 3055 nucleotides long. It is a transcript of the gene Asx, whose product is annotated as transcriptional regulator additional sex combs. Gene Ontology annotation, biological process: positive regulation of transcription by RNA polymerase II; animal organ morphogenesis. Gene Ontology annotation, molecular function: DNA binding; chromatin binding. Gene Ontology annotation, cellular component: PR-DUB complex. Lineage: Eukaryota; Metazoa; Arthropoda; Arachnida; Trombidiformes; Tetranychidae. The record is from RefSeq and is a predicted model, not a curated record.